Messenger RNA from Racocetra persica, 1340 nucleotides. The record is from the annotation of a GenBank genome assembly. NCBI's taxonomy places the organism in Eukaryota, Fungi, Glomeromycota, Glomeromycetes, Diversisporales, Gigasporaceae.
AUGGAUGAGCCUGCUCCAACUCUGGCCGAAUUAGAAAAGCAAAUGGUGCUCGACAGGGAUAAAAUACAGUCAAUUAUCGAUGGUUUUAUUGUCGCAUAUCACAAUGGUCUGACUAAAGACCAUAGUACUAUGAUACCAUCAUAUGUAUCACGUCUUCCUACCGGUGCUGAGACUGGUACAUAUUUAUCCUUGGAUUUGGGAGGCACCAACCUAAGAGUUGCGGCUGUAACCUUAGUUGGUGAGGGUAAAGCUGACGUUGAACAAAAACAGUUUGUAAUCCCGGCAGAGUUAAAAAUUGGUCCUGUUGACAAUUUACUCGAUUGGGUCGCAACAGGGGUUAAAGAAUUAUUGGAUUUUCUCGGAAUCCAAGUAGAUAGCAUUAGUGAGAAAGGAUUGUUUAUGGGUGUUACCUUUAGCUUUCCGAUCCGCCAAACAGAUAUUAAUCAUGGAUCGGUCAUGACAAUGGGUAAAGGAUUUGAACUCACAGGAAUAGAAGGUCAAAAUAUUGUUGAUCUUCUGCAUGCGGCUUUUAAGCGCAAGUGUAUGAAUAUUCGUAUUGCUGCCAUAGUAAACGAUUGUGUUGGUACUUUCGUAGCAAAUGCUUACAAAGACCAAAACACAAUUGUUUCUAUAAUCUUGGGCACAGGAACAAACGCUUCCUGUAUUUGUCAAACAUCUUCCAUUUCAAAAUGCAAGUUCCCAAAAGACUCGCCUGAGUACAUGAUUGUUAAUACAGAGUGGAGUAUAAUGGGAAUGGGCUUCUUGCCAAGGAUAAAAUAUGAUAAAAUUCUUGAUUUACAAAGUAAUAAGCCGGGAUUUCAACCAUUUGAAAAAAUGGUUAGUGGCUAUUAUUUGGGAGAAUUGGUUAGAUUAGCAAUGGUUGAUCAAGUGAAUAAUUUUGGUUUGUUUGAUGGAAUUUUGCCCAGUGGGCUUGAAAUACCAUAUAAUUUCACUACUAAACACAUGUCUGACAUCGGGAGUGAUAAAUCAUCGGAUUUUAACAUGGUCGACACAAUUUUCACAAAAGAGUACAAAAAAUCACCAAGUCUCGAUGAUAGACGAACUGUUCAUGAACUCGUGAUUCGAUUCUCGAGACGCUCUGCACAAUUAUCUGCUGCAGCUGUCGCGUCUCUUAUAAAACUUCAAUGCCCAGAUUUUCCUGCUGUUGAGCGGGAAAUCAGGGUAGCGGUGGAUGGUUCACUUUAUCAUCGAUUUCAUAAGUAUGCAGGUUGGAUGAAUAAAACUCUUAGAGACAUUCAACGAAUAAAAGAAGAUAAACGAACUAAAGUCAUUCCAAUUGAAGAUGGUGGCUGCAUAGGAGCAGCUAUAACUGCUAUGAU